AUGGCAGCAAACACCACCGACGCCACUGCCCAGCAGCAGCAGAUCCAAGAGACGGUGGCCGCCACAGCCGCGGCUUCACCGUCCGGCUUCCGCAGCCACCUGCCGGACCUGACGGCGCCGCGCUUCCAGGCCCUCGCGGCCGCGGACGCGCACUCGCACGCGCGCGAGCUGCUCGAGCACAGGCGCCCGCCCUGGCUGCACGGCCUGUACGAGCACUGGAUGCAGCUGCUCCGGGAGCCGUUCCGCGGGGUGACGAGCGACGGCGUGGUCAAGCCCGGCCUGUACGGCCUGCGGGACGAGGGCGUGGAUGUCGCGGCGAUUUUGGAGCGGGCGAGGAGGGUUGUGGACAUGGUUGAAGAGAUUGAUGCUGCUGGUGCUGGUGCUGGUGCAGCUGCAUCAUCUUCAGCAUCAAACAACACGACGGCAACAUCGCUGCUCCGCGACAGGACGGUUCUGCACAUCGACUCGCCCGAGUGGCGCACCUGGUCCAACCCAGAGUUCCUCAUCAGCAACAAGGGCAUCCGGCUCGACGAGUGGCCCGCGCUGCAGGAGCCCGUCAUGGCGGUCCUCAAGGCCACGCUCAGCCCGGAAGGGUACGACAAGGCCGUGGCCGCGAUGCGCAUCAACGCGUUCCUCGGGCAGCUGGUCAACGGGACCAAGGUCAUGAACGAGUGGAGCUACAACUUUGUCCUGUUCGGCGAGCCUGCCAUGUCUUCUUCUUCUCCUGGCAGUGGUGAUGUUGGUGGGUGCAGGCCCUGGGGGUGGGCGCUGUACGGCCACCAUCUCUGCCUGAGCGUGUUCCUCGUCGGCACACAGAUCGUCGUGUCGCCCUGGUUCACGGGCGCGGAGCCCAACAUGAUUGACGACGGGCCCUGGAAGGGCACGCGCAUCCUGGUUCGGGAGGAGGAGCUAGGGUUGCAGCUCAUCCGCAGCCUGGGCAGCGACGACAAGCUGCAGCUGCAGCAGCAACAGGCCAUUGUGUACACGCAGAUGAAGGACCCUGCGAUGCCCAAGGGCCGGUGGAACCACGACGACCAGCGGCACCUGUGCGGCGCGUACCGGGACAACCGCGUCGUGCCGUACGAGGGCGUCAAGGUGGCGGACAUGGAGCCGCGGCAGGUCGCGCUCGUCGAGGGCAUACUGGGCGAGUAUCUGCUGUACCUGCCCGCGCGGUCCCGGGAGCUCAAGAUGCAGGACGUGAGAAGGUGGUAUGCCGAGACGUACUUUUGCUGGAUCGGCGGGACGGGGGACGAGGACCCGUUCUACUACAGGAUCCAGAGCCCCGUGGUCCUGGUCGAGUUUGACCACCACUCGGGCGUGUUCCUGAACAAUGAGCAGCCGGCCAAGUUCCAUAUUCACACGCUGCUGAGGACGCCGAACGGGGGAGACUACGGCAUGGCGUUGAGGAGGCAGGUCACGAGUCAAGUUGAGCAGGGCUAUCUGUGGGAGGGUUGA
Microdochium trichocladiopsis is the source of this 1455-nucleotide messenger RNA. RefSeq lists its product as uncharacterized. The transcript has a single exon. Bases 1 to 1455 code for a protein of 484 amino acids. Lineage: Eukaryota; Fungi; Ascomycota; Sordariomycetes; Xylariales; Microdochiaceae. The record is from RefSeq and is a predicted model, not a curated record.